AUGUUCCAUUACACGCUUUUUGAAAUUGUUGGGCAUUUUCAGUACGGUGAGGAAUUGGGCGUCUUACGAGCAGGAGCACGGAAAUCGUGGGUACACGGCCAGCCCAGAUUGAUAAAAGCCUCGAAUUUACUAUCAGCUCUCGCUGACUUCACCUGGAUCAACCUUUUGCUCCGGUGGACCAUACCCUGGAUGUCAAAAUGGUUCCGCAAGGCAUACUUCAAGCCUUCGAAUGACCUCAUAGACCAUCGGCUUCAAAUCCAAAGCGACGAGCCUGACCUUAUUGGUCUUACAUUUCGCAACAGUCGCAGCUCAGCUUUGACUGAGAAGGACAUUCGUGCCAAUGCUCACAUCAUGAUGAUUGGAGGAGCAGAAACAACCAUGGGCCUCAUGACAUUCUUGACUGCGUGCCUCCUCCAGCACCCCGAGUGCUUUGCGCGUCUAAAAGACGAGAUUCGCACAGAAUUCCACCAUAAGAGCCAGGUCUCUCUGGAAUCGGUAUCGAAGCUUGCUUACUUAGAUGCUUGUAUAAAGGAGGCUUUAAGAAUGUACCCCCCACUCCCCGGAGCUAUGCAUCGUGUUACCCCUCCAGGAGGGGCACCCAUAGCCGGUCACUGGGUCGCAGGAAACACACGAGUCUAUAUUCCAAUUUUUGCAGCCACACAUUCCCCAAACCACUUCUGGAACCCUGAAAGUUUUGUUCCUGAUCGUUGGCUAGAGGGUGCAGAAGGCCCGUACCAGAAAGAUAACAAAGCGGCAUGCCAUCCCUUUUCGGCAGGACCGCGGGGUUGUAUUGGCCAAGAGUCUUCGUUCAUGGGGAACAUGGGAUGUGCCGCCACUCAUGAUGCGGUAAAAACCAAGCACAACGAAUACAUGGAAACCUACACAGAGACACAUCUCCAAAACCUUGUCGGAGCCUCCCAAGGCCAUCUCAACUCCAAUGAAAUGAGACAAAAAUGGACCCUGACAUGUCUCGCUGCCUUCACCACCUUUCUCGCCAUGAUCAAUGGAACCAUCAUUACCGUGGCGCACUUUGAGAUCUCAAAACACUUCCAUGAUUUCGGGACCGGUCAUAUCUUCCUCUCAACCUAUCUAUUAUUCCUGUGCUUCCUUGUGCCCCAAGCCGUGGCUCAAAACUUCGCGACGUUAGUCGUCACCCGGUUCUUCGCCGGCGGCUGUGUCGCUAUUUUGGCCAAUACCGCCGCCGGUGUGGUUGGAAAUCUAUGGAGCACUGAGUGGUUCAGGUCUAUUCCAGUCAGUCUAUAUAUUCUUGGCUGUAUGAGCUGGAGCAGUACGGGCCCUGUGAUGGGCGCCAUGAUUUUCCACUCCUUGGGAUGGAGGUGGAUUAGCCAUAUGCAGCUCAUCUGCUUUGGGGCUCUAUUUCCAAAUGGUGGCGAGAGCAGUGGUCAUGAGGCGAGUGGGGCUGUUUUAUCUCGACUGAAUCUACAGGGCCUUGUAGUUAGCACCACGAGACCAAUGAUUUUAUUCACAAUAGAGUCUGUCCUCUUCGCGUCGACUAUUUGGUCCGCUUUUACAGUGGGGACUCUGUUUCACUUUACCCAGUCCAUCGAGCAGGUGUUCAUGGGCCUAUAUAACUGGGAGGUUUCACAGACGGGUUAUGUUCAAUGCGCUAUCAUCAUCGGAGAAUGUCUAGGCUGGUUACUUUACUUCGCGUUUGUUUCCAGAAAUACCGAAGUUCCCGGGACUCCGUUCCCGGAGGCAAGGCUGUAUAUGGCGGUGGAGGGCGGGGUUUUUGGUCUCUCGGGUAGUAUGUUCGUCUAUGCUUGGACUUCGUAUUCGAGUGCCGGUAGUGUGUGCGUCGUGACGGGAGUGACGGACUACGUGGUUGAUUUUUAUUGCCUGUUUUCUGGAAGUGCCAUGGGUGCUGUUGCUGCGGGAGAGAAUGUUUUCUCUGCUUUCCUGCCACUUGCAACUAUGAGCAUUGGGCGUGUAUGCUACUUGGUUCUUUUUUGCUUGGUACUGUCGCUUAUUCCUACAAUGAUGUUUGUCUUGGGGAAGGAGGUGCGUGCUCGGAGUGCCUUUAUGAAUGAGAUGACGUAUGAUGCAACGAAGAAACGGUCGGAGACGGUUUGAGGUAGCUAUAGCGGAGAACACAGGAUAAUGAUUGAUGCAACAGUGAAUAGGGUUAAUGAAAUUGCUUCAGACAGUGAAGCUCGUUCUGGGUGGAGA
Molecule: messenger RNA, 2187 nt
Organism: Aspergillus eucalypticola CBS 122712
Lineage: Eukaryota; Fungi; Ascomycota; Eurotiomycetes; Eurotiales; Aspergillaceae
Product: cytochrome P450
Exons: 9
Coding region: 1-2091 (696 amino acids)
Molecular function (GO): heme binding; oxidoreductase activity, acting on paired donors, with incorporation or reduction of molecular oxygen; monooxygenase activity
Source: RefSeq, a predicted model, not a curated record